AUGUUUUGUUUUGUUUUGUUUCAAUUUUAUAGAGUGGCCCUGCGUAUCAGGCCUUUGACCCAAAAAGAACACCUCUCGAAUUGCACCGAAUGUAUUGUAGUAUCGCCGGACCAACCAGAGAUCCGGAUCGGAAAUGAUCACAUGUUCACCUACGAUUAUGUGUUCGAUAAUCACUCUGAACAAGCAAAUGUUUAUUUGAAAAGCGUCCAGCCUCUAGUAGAGAAAUAUGUAGACGGAUUCAAUGCAACUAUUCUCGCCUAUGGUCAAACAGGCUCAGGGAAAACCUUUAGUAUGGGCACUGCUCUUGACGAACAUACGACACCACAAAACCUCGGAAUCGUUCCACGUUUCAUUGACGAUCUGUUCAGUCGUUUGGCCGAUAAGCAGCAGCAGUCGCCAGAUUUCAGCUCUACUGUCCUUGUUUCUUUUCUAGAACUCUACAACGAAGAUUUUGUUGACCUACUCAACGCCCAGACAUUUCACCAGUCUCGGAAACGCACACCUUCUGCUGUAAGCGAAGUAUCGAUCCGAGAAGAUGUUCAUGGCAAUCUCUAUUGGAGUGGUGUCCGGGAAGAAGUCUGCACCAAUCCUGACCAAUUACUCGAACAUCUCACCAAAGGGUCUUUGUGUCGCACUACUGGUUCAACAGACAUGAACUCUGUGUCAUCUAGAUCACACGCCAUAUUCUCGGUUAUCCUUAAACAGCAAAUUCCAGAAGAAGAACCAACCGGUGCUUCUGGGCAACGUUCAACACGUACUAUUGUCAGCAAAUUCCAUUUUGUCGAUCUGGCUGGUUCAGAAAGGCGAACAAAUGCACAAGGUGAUCGUGCUCGAGAAGGAAUUGCCAUCAAUGCAGGUCUUCUUGCUUUAGGAAAUGUCAUUAGUGCCCUUGGCGACGAGUCACGGAAAUCAACUCACAUCCCUUAUCGCGAUUCUAAACUCACUCGACUUCUUCAAGACAGUCUGGGCGGUAACUCACAAACCCUAAUGAUGGCUUGUGUGUCUCCAUCGGAUUCCAAUUUCAUGGAAACACUGAGUACACUCAAGUAUGCAAACCGUGCGAGGAACAUUAAGAACCGGGUCAGUCAGAACCAGGAGUUCGCCGGUGCUUCUGUCGAGGUCAGCAAACUGCGGGCGCAGAUUGCUAAACUUAAACAA
Phycomyces blakesleeanus NRRL 1555(-) is the source of this 1158-nucleotide messenger RNA. RefSeq lists its product as hypothetical. The annotation marks the transcript as partial. The record is from RefSeq and is a predicted model, not a curated record. The transcript has 5 exons. Gene Ontology annotation, biological process: mitotic spindle organization; microtubule-based movement. NCBI's taxonomy places the organism in Eukaryota, Fungi, Mucoromycota, Mucoromycetes, Mucorales, Phycomycetaceae. Gene Ontology annotation, molecular function: microtubule binding; ATP binding; microtubule motor activity.